Molecule: messenger RNA, 2458 nt
Organism: Aspergillus ochraceoroseus IBT 24754
Lineage: Eukaryota; Fungi; Ascomycota; Eurotiomycetes; Eurotiales; Aspergillaceae
Exons: 2
Coding region: 381-2300 (639 amino acids)
Source: RefSeq, a predicted model, not a curated record
GCAGCAACCAGGAAGCUCAGAGGCUAUCAAGUACCUAGCUGAGAAUGGAAAUAAUGAAGGUGAUGUGAUGAAUCUCCACAGUUUCCCCGUCAGGCCCCUCCCAACUCCAGUAUGGCUUGGAGCUCUGGGCCCUUUGGCAGUUUGGCUGGUGGUUUUCUUUUUCUACCCCACCAGAGCCUAAACACAAUCUGAUCUGGUCCACCAGAUUUUUUUUUUGGAUGUUAGACAACUCUUCCACCAACUGUUUCUCUACGCUGUUUGGAUAGAAGGAAGCCUGGAUUAUUUACGCCUUGUUUUCUAGCCGGGAUUCUGUAUAUUUCCCUAGAGUCCUGCCCGAACCCAAAAAAAAAAAGCAAGAGAAAAGAAAAGAAACUGAUCGCAUGCGGCCCUCAAAACCCCUCCCAGUCCCCGAGGAGUGGACAAAUCCAGAUGCCUACGUCGAAGCCUUACUAUCAUUCGCCACUUCGUCUGAUCUUUUUAGGCACCUUUGCGGAGGUGUACAUAUGCUGGAUUUUCUGACACGAGAGCCGGAUCUUUAUACCUCGCUCCUACCUGAGCAUUGGCGCGUAUUUUUUGACCAGCAUGAUCUUCAAGACGUCAUUGAUCUGAUGUUGCGAGAUGACAUUGAGCCGCUGUUGACUGCGCACAAACAAGGAAAUGACACAGAAACGCAGGGGUGGAAAGGAGCAGGGUUGCCUCCAUUGGAUCUUCUGGAGUACAUCCAACAGAUUCGAAGGCUUAGCCUACACCGGGACUUUACUCCCCAGGAGGCAGGUACCCCUUCUAUACCCAGACGGAUCGCGGUGGGGAUGAAGGUGAAAAAAUACCAUGAGGUGGCACAUUUUUCGAAAUACGUCGACACACUAUGCAACACCGUCAACAAGGAACGGGGCGAGGACAUAACACACAUUGUGGACUUUGGGUCCGGUCAGAGCUACCUGGGUCGGACACUGGCCAGUCCUCCGUACAAUAGGCACAUUGUUGCAAUUGAGCGAAAGCACCAAUUUAUCAGCGGUGCCAAUCGUAUGGACAUUUACGCCAAGCUUAGGGAAAAGAAGAAGGUCCAACUAUACAACAAAAAGCUGGCCACUUGCACAACCUGCGAAGAACCUGAAGCUCCUGCAGCGGGGAAUUCGGAUUCCAUGCGCCCGCGGGAGCCAGAAACUAGCAACCUUGAUGUAGAUGACUCAAACGAAACCCCAGAGGACGAUGAGGAGAGCCUUACGGAGAUUAAUAUUUUUCGCAAUAUUGACAUAGCCCAAGGCGAGGUCGGCUCUCCUCCUGCGCGCAACGGUGUCAUCGAAAAGCCAGCUGCCAACACGAGUACGCCAAGGGGUGCCAUGGACUAUAUCGAACACGAGAUCAAGGAUGGAUACUUGGAACCAAUUAUCGAAAACGUUAUUGCUACUCCACUAGCUACGAUAAAUCCUGUGGGAACAACAGAGCGGACUGAGAGGCCCACGGAUGCGAGAGUUAUGGUUGUCUCGUUGCACUCGUGUGGCAACCUUCUCCAUCACGGAAUUCGAGCCUUGACUUUGAACCCUUCAGUCAAGGCGAUUGCUAUGAUUGGUUGCUGCUAUAACUUGGUGACCGAGAGACUUGGACCGGCUGCGUUUAAACUCCCCGUUCUACGAUCAAUGCAUGCUCGAUUAUCCCAGGAUGCUUCUGCCUUCGACCCCCAUGGGUUUCCGAUGUCGAAGCGCCUGGAAGUCUUUGAGCACGGUAGUGGGACCGGGGUGAAGUUGAACGUCACUGCAAGGUCAAUGGCCGUACAAGCGCCUUAUAACUGGGGUAGAGUUGACAGCGAUGAUUUCUUUACCCGCCACUUCUACCGCUCCCUUCUCCAGCGGGUUCUCGUGGACCGUAAAGUCAUAGCAAAGCCAGGUGUCCCCAAGGAUUUGUACAGUAACAACCCUGAAGACAGCGAAGCAAUCAAAAAUCCCCUUAUUGUUGGGUCUCUGCGAAAGUCGGCGUUCGAUUCUUUCACAGCAUAUGCUCGGGCAGCUGUUGCGAAGCUCGGCCGGGAUCCCUACUUCGGUCCAAAGGUGAGAGACGGAAUGGCCAACAUUUCUGACGAGGAGCUUGAGCGCUAUGUGACAGAAUACUGGCCUGCGAAGAAAAAGCUCAGCGUCACCUGGACCCUCAUGUCGUUUAGCGCUGCCCUAGUGGAGGCUAUUAUUGUCGUUGAUCGGUGGCAAUUCCUGCGUGAAAACGAUUCGGUCAAGGAUUGCUGGGUUGAGUCUGUGUUCGACUAUGGAGAGAGUCCCAGGAACUUGGCUGUUAUUGGUAUCAAAAAGUGAUUUCCAUAAGCAUCGACAGCGUCUGAAGUCCCAACAUUUUUGCAUGAUAGUCGAGAUAGAGAUUAUUAGUGUUUGGUUUUAGCAUCAUAUACCCGGAGGGAAAAGUGUUUGAUAGAUUACUGCAGCUAAAGCGGAUCCCACCCGAAUAGAAGAGAUAU